AUGAAGGCUGAGCCUUUUCGUCCAUCCAAGGCAAGAUUGCUUGAGAACCAGUACGAUGAUGCCUACUUUGCAGACGACAAAUACAACGACGAUGGCAACAAAAACAAUGACGACGCCAAGAGAAACAAUGAUGAUGAUGGUGGUGGUGGUGGUGGUGGUGGCUACGAUGACUACUACACUGACGAUCUAGUCAGUGCUGCCGAUGAGCGGUGCUCUGCCUUUCUUGUAUCCUUCCUGGAAGGAACCACGGAUGCACACGAUACAUGCGAAGGAAUGAUGAAUGCCUACACUGCAGCAGAUUGCUCCGAAAGCGACAGUAUGUACAAUGAUUUACAUGACUAUGACGACUACUUCAACGAAUUCGCCGAACAUGAAUGUUGUCAAGCUCUAAUGGCCCAUCAUAGGGAGUACUGCGAGGAAGACAGACUUCUGUCAAACUUUCACUUGUUUGCGGCAGCAUCCAUCCUGCUGCUCUGUGAAUGUGCCAAGGCACUGGUGGCAAGAGCCAACAUUCAUUUCCUCCCAGAAGCCGCCGUUUGUAUCUUGGUGGGAACCAUAUGUGGUUUGACGGCACACAUUCUGCCGUUUACAAACAUUGAUGAUAUCAGUUUUGAUGAUGAGCUCUUCCUGACAGUCCUCCUACCGCCAAUCAUUUUCGAGGCAGCUCUUUCUGUGUCCAAGUAUGAGUUCAAGAGACGCCGAGGUGCCAUCUUUAUGUUCAGUGUGUUCGGAACAGUGAUUAGUACUUUCACGGCCGGUCUUAUGGUCCAUUUCAUUUCAAAACUCAGCAAAGCCACCACUUUUCCAAUGCUUGAUUCUCUAGUCUUUGGAGCGCUGAUAUCAUCCAUUGACCCUGUGGCGAUUCUCAGUGUGCUGUCAAGUCUGAAUAUGGACCAAAAGGAUACCAUCUUUAUCCUCGUCUUUGGCGAAAGUCUUUUGAACGACGGUAUUGCCAUCACUGUGUUUCAAACUCUAGUGGAUCGGUUCGAUGGGAAAACAAAUGACGGCACCACGAGUCUAGAUGAAAUCUUUGAUGCACUUGCAAGUUUUCUCAUUGCAAUGUUUGGGUCCAUUUUUGUGGGCCUGACCUGUGGCUGUGGUGCCUGGGUCUAUUUCUUUCUUCUGGGAAGAGACUUGCCUCCUGUGAUGGAAGUCGGGAGUUUCUUUCUUUGGGCCCUUAUUCCCUGGUACAUUGCAGACGGCCUUGGCAUGUCAGGUAUUGUGAGUAUCGUGGCGGUUGCAUUCUUCAUUGAUAUCUAUAUUGCUGGGCCCAAAGAUCCCAAGGGCGGGCCACCGAAGCGACCGAAAGUAGAAUUCAAUUCGGAGGACGGCCACUACAUGCACAUGCAAGACCAUCCUGCUCAAUCAAUGUCAUCGUUCGAGUCUACAGGUCGAUCCGUCGGGCCGCUGCCAAGUACAGAGCGACUUCACUUGUCCUCUGUCGCUGACAGGCAUGUUCGGUUUGUCGCCCAUUUGACCGCCCAGCUGGCCGAGAACGCCAUCUUUGCCUAUCUCGGUCUAUUUCUUUUCAGUAACAACUACGAUUGGGAUCCUACACUGGUGACAAUAUCAAUCUUCUCUUGCGUGGCCAGUCGAGCAUUCAUGGUCGUCGUUGUUUCCUGGGUCAUCCUGCACAUUUAUCGUUGUCGCGGAAUGGCUGGUGCUUCAGUUUCGAAUUCGAGCAAAACUGCAGUAGCCAUAUCUGAUCCCCGCACUCAGGCUGUGCUUGUCCUGGCGGGCCUGAGAGGGGCAGUAUCUCUUGCACUGGUGGAGAACGUUCCAAUCUAUAAUCAACAAACGGGGGAAGGCUGCGAAUUCAAGCAGCUUAUGAAGGGCAUGACCUCAGCAUCCAUCCUAUUUACAACUUUUGUAUUUGGCGGUGGAGCCUAUUACAUCUUGCCAGCACUUGGCAUAUCAAGAGAUGCAGAGUCUGUGGAAAAAUCAUCAGUCCAAACCCCGAUUCAUGAACACGAAGCAGAAAUAAGGGUACCGGACGCCGUGGUGGUUUAG
This is a messenger RNA of Seminavis robusta, 2010 nucleotides long. NCBI's taxonomy places the organism in Eukaryota, Bacillariophyta, Bacillariophyceae, Naviculales, Naviculaceae. The record is from the annotation of a GenBank genome assembly.